Messenger RNA from Pichia membranifaciens NRRL Y-2026, 969 nucleotides. RefSeq lists its product as hypothetical. The record is from RefSeq and is a predicted model, not a curated record. The annotation marks the transcript as partial. Gene Ontology annotation, cellular component: nucleus; cAMP-dependent protein kinase complex. Gene Ontology annotation, biological process: peptidyl-serine phosphorylation. Lineage: Eukaryota; Fungi; Ascomycota; Pichiomycetes; Pichiales; Pichiaceae. The transcript has a single exon. Gene Ontology annotation, molecular function: cAMP-dependent protein kinase activity; ATP binding.
ACCACUAAGGGCAAGUAUUCGUUGAACGAUUUCCAGCUGAUCCAAACGCUAGGUACAGGGUCGUUCGGUCGUGUUCAUUUGGUGUGCUCUGUACACAAUGGCCGCUACUAUGCGAUGAAAGUUUUCAGGAAAUCUCACGUCGUCAAGGCAAAGCAAAUAGAGCAUACAAACGAUGAGAGAAGAAUCCUGGCCAUGUGCAGACAUCCGUUCAUCACCAGAAUGUGGGGGACCUUCCAGGACUGUAAGUCGAUAUUCAUCAUUAUGGACUACAUAGAAGGCGGUGAGUUGUUUUCUCUGCUACGAAAAUCUAAGAUUUUUCCCAACCAAGUGGCAAAAUUCUAUUCUGCUGAAGUCUUGUUGGCUUUAGAGUAUCUACAUUCCAAGAACAUCAUCUAUAGAGAUUUGAAACCAGAAAACAUCCUAAUAUCAAGAUCAGGCCACAUCAAAUUGGCAGAUUUCGGUUUUGCAAAGCAAGUGGAAACUACAACUUACACCCUAUGUGGUACGCCGGAUUAUAUCGCUCCAGAAAUCAUUGCAGUUCAACCGUACACAAAAGCAGUGGACUGGUGGUCCUUUGGGAUUUUGAUCUAUGAAAUGAUUGCAGGUACAACUCCAUUUUAUGACCCGUCCCCAAUGAAAACUUACGAAAACAUCACUAAGUGUCAAGUGGUUUAUCCCAAUCACUUUCAAAUGGACGUGAUAGAUUUAUUGCAUGGGCUCAUCACAAAAGAUAUUACUUUUCGUUUAGGUAAUUUGAAAAACGGCGUUGACGAUAUCAAAAACCACCCUUGGUUUAACGAAGUUAUCUGGGAAAAUCUUUUGCAGGGCAAUAUAGAGACACCAUACGAACCCAACAUUCCUGCCGGUGUCGGUGACGCUUCUCAAUUCGAAAAAUAUCCCGAGGACAGGUAUGAUUACGGAAUAUCCAACGUACCUGACGAAUAUGGUCACUUCUUCCCAGACUUCUGA